Triticum turgidum subsp. durum (durum wheat) is the source of this 837-nucleotide messenger RNA. The record is from the annotation of a GenBank genome assembly. NCBI's taxonomy places the organism in Eukaryota, Viridiplantae, Streptophyta, Magnoliopsida, Poales, Poaceae.
AUGGCGCACAUGGCGACGGCGGUGGGGGACGGCGCGCUGCGGCGGCUGUUCGAGAAGCCGUUGCCGGAGAACCCCACGCUGCUGGAGGUGCUGUCGGCUUGCAACAACCACAGCCACCACAAGAAGCAGCUGCCGGCCGUGGACCCGGCGUCCUUCACCGAGAUCUUCGGUGAGCUACACUUCUACGGGAAGCCCGACGGCGGCGCCGCCCGACCCGUCCUGCCACGGGUGCCACUCCCUGACGCACGCGCUACGGCGGCGUCGUGGCUCGACAUCGCUAGUCAGGCCGAGAAGAGCAAUGACGACUCGUCGCUGGACGCGCUCCUCAGGCCGAAGCCCGCGAGCGCCGGCGACGCCGCCGGUGGCGUCAGGAGGAGCGCGAGCUUCUGCCUGAAGAAGAGCUCGGCGUCGCUGCUGCUGUGCACGGAGGGGCUCGGGUCCGAGAGCACGGUGGACUCGGACGACAUGGUCAGGGAUGACGGCGCCGACGCGGCCGCCGCCCUCCGCGGGAGGGAGAGGGAGGAGGCGACGCUGAGGGACGCCGCCGCCGCGGCGGAGUCAGGGCUGGUGGGUUCGCCGCCGUCGUUCCCGCCGCCGAUACGGUCGAUCGGGCGCGGCGGGAAGCCGUGCGUGUGCUUCCGGACGUUCCGCGCGGAUGGGCGGUUCGUGCUGACGCAGGUGGUGAUCCCCGGGAAGGAGCUGCUGCAGGCGUCCCGCGAGGGCGGCCGGCUCAGGCUCCGGUUCGCCAACCCCGCCGCCGCCGACGAGGAGCUGGAGUUGGGGGAUCAAGAAGAUGACCGAGAAGACAACAUGACAUGCAUCGACGCGUGCGCUUAG